Molecule: messenger RNA, 901 nt
Organism: Fragaria vesca subsp. vesca
Lineage: Eukaryota; Viridiplantae; Streptophyta; Magnoliopsida; Rosales; Rosaceae
Exons: 2
Coding region: 52-705 (217 amino acids)
Cellular component (GO): mitochondrial matrix
Source: RefSeq, a predicted model, not a curated record
AUUAAUAAAAGGAAAAAAGAGAAGGAAGAAGCGAAGCAGGUUCAAUAUCAAAUGUGGAGGAAAUUAUCAGUAGGGUUUGCUGCACUGACGCAGCAGCAGCUAUGUUGGCGCCACUCCACGGCCACGGCCACUGCUGUGAACUCGAUGCUCCUCCGCUCCCUGAAAGAGCACUAUCUGGAAGUGUCCAAAAUGACCCCUCCCCCUAAAGUGAACCCUCCAUCGCCUUUCACCGUCGUCAAGGGCGCCCUCGACGGCACCGGCCCCGUCCUCAGGCGCAGCUACGGCGACGAAGAAAUCAGCAUAGCCGUGAUGCGAUUGGCCAAUAUUAUUCCCGACGCCGACGCCGACGCCGACGACAUCAACCAGUUGUUCAUACACGUGGACGUUUCGAAGCCCAGCGAGAAGGAGUCUCUGCUUUUCCUCUGCGCCCUGUAUCCGGACGCCUUAGGCAUUCACUCUGUCUCUAUGAGGCGCAUGGCUGAACCCUCUGCGCUUCGUUCCUCUGCUCUUCGUUAUAACGGCCCUCGUUUUGAAGAUCUUGAUGAAGGGAUGAGGGAUGCAUUCCACAGCUACAUAGAAGAGCGGGGUGUGGGUGAUAGUCUUUUUCCAUUUCUUCAAGCUUGGCUUUAUGUAAAAGACCAUCGUAAUCUCAUGCGCUGGUUUAAAUCAGUAGGAUCAUUCGUUAAUGAAACCAAGUCAGUUUAAGAUUCUUAGCUUCAGGUCAUCUAGAAAAGGGAAAAAAAAACAUGUAUUUAGCAGUUCCAAUGCUAAGUUUUUCCCUCAACACUAAUUUGUCCUAGUAAGAUUUGUUUAGAAGUUCUGUGGUGUUUGGCUCUUUUUGAGUUAUUUGUGUUACAUUUGAUAUGGUAGUGCAGAGUCCUAUCCAAUAUACCCCUCUUUG